CUUCUUUAUACUCAAAUUGAUCAUCUAAAUUCAAAAUAAAAUGACCGAUCGUUCCGAAUAUAACAUUAGCAAUCACGCCCAAGUUCAUCAACAAAGGCAACAAAGGCAACAAAGGCAACAAAGGCAACAAAGGCAACAACGACAACAACGAAGACAACAACGACAACGACAUCAAGAACAGCAACAGCAGCAAGAGCAACAGCAGAAUGAAGAAGAAACCAUACCUCAAGAGAUUAGAAGAGCCAGGAGAGCUAGAUAUAGCAAACUAAACCUAAAUCUCUUGAGUGACGGUACUUGUAUAUAUCUAUUUCGUUUCACUUUGGGUGAAAUUGAGAGAAUAACAACAGCACUCGGAUUGGAUCAUGUGUACCGUUUUUCAAGUAUACAAGUCCGUAAGAGCCUUGGCUUUGCAAUGUUACUCAAUCGGUACAGCUUUCCAAGACGCUUAGGUGACAUGUCUAUACUUUUUGGAAUGAGAAAGCAAUGUAUCUGUAGUUUGCCGAGGAUUUGAGAGCAUUGUUAUGAACCAGAUUAAAUGGGGACUUCAAUUCAAUAUUAAGCAAUUUCGCCCGGAAAACUUGGAAAGGUUUGAAAGUGCAAUCUACGACAAAGGCGUAGCACUGCCAAACAUUGUUGGUUUCAUUGAUGGUACUAUGCAAGCAAUAUCACGACCAAGCCAAGGUAAUGAAGUUCAAAAAGCUUUUUACAAUGGUUGGAAGCACAUGCAUGCUUUGAAGUACCAGUCUAUUGUUACUCCUGAUGAGAUCACAAGCAGCUUGCUUGGACCAUAUGUUGGCUCUAGACACGAUCAGUACAUAUAUACCAUAUCCAAAACAGAAGCAAGAGUGGAAAAAUACUUGGAUAUUGUACCAGAUGUCGAAUUGCCAUUUGCCUUGUAUGGCGAUCCAGCUUACAUGGUUUCCAAGUGCCUGUACUCACCAUUUGAAGGCGUAUCUCUUAGUGAUUUAGAUAAAAAAAUCAACAAGAGUAUGUCGAAAGUGCGAGUGGCAGUAGAGUGGGAAUUUGGGGAAGUACAGAAGUACUUUAAGUAUUCCAAGUAUAAGUAUGCCAUGAAAACAGGGGAAACAAGUCCAGCAACUGUGUACAUGCUAUCCACAGUAUUCAAAAAUAUGAUGCGCUGUACUGGUCGCAAUAGAUCGCCAACAAGUUCAUAUUUUGGUUUAGAGCCACCGACUCUUGAGGAGUAUAUCUCUGGAUUAAGACGUGAUAAAAUAGACGGAGAAGAUGAAGAUUAUAUAUUAUUUUAA
This is a messenger RNA of Phycomyces blakesleeanus NRRL 1555(-), 1268 nucleotides long. RefSeq lists its product as hypothetical. The record is from RefSeq and is a predicted model, not a curated record. The transcript has 2 exons. NCBI's taxonomy places the organism in Eukaryota, Fungi, Mucoromycota, Mucoromycetes, Mucorales, Phycomycetaceae. The coding region runs from base 522 to 1268 and encodes 248 amino acids.